This is a messenger RNA of Lycium ferocissimum, 1290 nucleotides long. Its product is annotated as gibberellin 3-beta-dioxygenase 1-like. NCBI's taxonomy places the organism in Eukaryota, Viridiplantae, Streptophyta, Magnoliopsida, Solanales, Solanaceae. The record is from RefSeq and is a predicted model, not a curated record. The coding region runs from base 123 to 1217 and encodes 364 amino acids. Gene Ontology annotation, biological process: gibberellin biosynthetic process; response to light stimulus. The transcript has 2 exons. Gene Ontology annotation, molecular function: gibberellin 3-beta-dioxygenase activity.
CCUCACAUCAUCUCUUGCAAAACAUUCCAUUUUCCCAUCUGUUCUUCUCUCUACUAUAGCAUAUAAAGUGAUCCAUAUUUCCUAUUACUUUCAACUUCAUUUUUUGCAUUACGUGCUACACUAUGCGUUCAAGAAUCUCGGAUCCUAUUGGAGCUCACUCUCAAAAACACUUGGACUUGAACUCAAUAAAAGAAUUGCCAGAGUCCCAUGCAUGGACAUCCUCAAAUGAUCAUUAUCCGUCUAAUGUUUCAUGUGACUUCGAGUCUAUUCCGGUGAUCGACCUCGACAACGACAAUAUUAAUGUACUUGAAAAUAUAGGUCAUGCAUGCAAGAAAUGGGGUGCAUUCCAAAUUAUUAACCAUAAUAUAUCAGAGAGGCUACUCCAAGAUAUUGAAGUGGCCGGAAAGAGCCUUUUUUCACUUCCUAUGCAGCAAAAGCUAAAGGCCUCUCGUUCUCCUGAAGGUGUCACCGGUUAUGGUGUGGCUCGCAUAUCGUCUUUCUUCUCAAAGCUCAUGUGGUCUGAAGGGUUCACCAUUGUUGGCUCCCCGAUUGAACACGCACGCCAACUUUGGCCUAAAGAUUACAACAAAUUCUGUGAGAUAAUAGAAGAAUACGAAAAGGAAAUGGAAAAGCUAGCAGGAAGACUAAUGUGGCUUAUGCUUGGGUCACUAGGGAUAACAAAAAAUGAUGUUAAAUGGGCGGUUGGCCCAAAAGGAGGCUGUGCUGCCUUACAACUAAAUUCUUACCCGGCAUGUCCAGAUCCGGAUCGGGCCAUGGGUCUUGCAGCCCAUACAGAUUCAACCAUAUUAACAAUUCUUCACCAAAACAACACAAGUGGUUUACAAGUUUUUCAGGAAGGGAAUGGUUGGGUCACUGUCCCUCCAAUGCCUGGUGCAUUAGUAGUUAAUGUAGGUGACCUUUUACACAUAUUAUCAAACGGGUCGUACCCGAGUGUUUUACACCGGGCGGUUGUGAACCGGACCCGACAUAGGCUUUCUGUAGCCUAUUUAUAUGGUCCACCGUCAGGGGUAAAAAUAUCACCCCUGACAAAAUUGGUGGACCAAAAGAACCCGCCCUUAUAUAGGGAGGUGACAUGGAGUGAGUAUUUGGGCACUAAGGCCAAACAUUUUGAUAAGGCGCUUUCAUCUGUACGGCUUUGUACCCCUCUAAAUGGAUUUGCCGAUGCCAAAGAUCAUAAUGGCGUGCAAGUUGGCUAAUUCACUGGAGACACUUUCAUUUAAUUGUUUUUGUUUUCUAAGAAGAUAUACUAGUAUUUUUCCUUUUUCUCUC